UAAAAAUUCCAGAUGCAAAACGACACGUGUCAGGACGACAGUGUUCCCAUAUUACUAUAAAAAGCCACUGGCUUCUACUAGUUUCAAAUCAUCCCAAAGCUUCUAAGAGCCCAAAGAUGUCUUCCAAAUACUUGCUAGUGUUUCUUCUUGGAGUGGUGGCUUUCACCACCACAACUCCUUCUCUUGCUGAUAACCAUGACCCAAAGCCACAAAUCUACAAGCCUCCAAUUUCCGUACCCCCAAUUUACAAGCCUCCACCAGUUGACAAGCCACCCCACAACGAACACCAUUUGUUAGAGGUGGAGGGCCAAUUUCCCAAGGGAGAAAAGCCACCUCCAGAGCGCAAUGACCAGCCUCCCCAGGUACAAAAGCCACCACCAGAGCGCAAUGACCAGCCUCCAAAGGGAAAGAAGCCUCCACCAGAGAACAAUGAGCCUCCAAAGGGAAAAAAGCCUCCACCAGAGAACAAUGAGCCUCCUAAGGGACAAAAGCCACCACCAAAGGAGAAACCAGGUGAUGAGCCUCACAAGGAUGAGAAGCCACCACCUGAGCACCCGGGAGAUGAGCCACCGAGAAAAGGAGAGAAACCACCACCUGAGCAUGAACCAGGACACCCAAGAGAUGAGCCACCAAGAAAAGGAGAGAAGCCACCACCAGAGCACAAAGGAAACCCGGGCAACGACGAGCCUCCAAAGGGUGAGAAGCCGCCUCAUCACAAACAAGAAACCAGAACUCGUUUGCUAGAGGAGCCAUUGGAUGGGAAAUUGCCUCCUCAGGGAAAGAAGCCGAAGCCACCCACAAAACCCAAGCCACCAACCCCACUUGAUGAGCACAAGCCAUUCCCAGAGCCCAAGCCAGAGCCCAAGCCCGAGCCCAAGCCAGAACCAAAGCCAGUUGAUCAGCCUCCAAAGGGUGAGAAGCCGCCUCAUCACAUACAAGAAACCAGAACUCGUUUGCUAGAGGAGCCAUUGGAUGGGAAAUUGCCUCCUCAGGGAAAGAAGCCGGAGCCACCCACAAAACCCAAGCCACCAACCCCACUUGAUGAGCACAAGCCAUUCCCAGAGCCCAAGCCAGAGCCCAAGCCAGAACCAAAGCCAGUUGAUCAGCCUCCAAAGGGUGAGAAACCGCCUCAUCACAAACAAGAAACCAGAACUCGUUUGCUAGAGGAGCCAUUGGAUGGGAAAUUGCCUCCUCAGGGAAAGAAGCCGAAGCCACCCACAAAACCCAAGCCACCAACCCCACUUGAUGAGCACAAGCCAUUCCCAGAGCCCAAGCCAGAGCCCAAGCCAGUUGAUCAGCCUCCUAAGGGCAAGGGAGACAAGCCACCUCAUCACGAUCGCCAUCUUGAACAGAAUGUGGUGGAGGGUGGAAGAGACCCAUCAAAGCCACCGAGGAAACUAAAGCCCCCAACUGGCCCUGUCAAGCCACCUCACAAACUUCCAUUUCCCAACUGAAACUGAUCAUGCAUGCAUGAAUGACUAGCUCUGAUCAUGCAUGCAUGAAUGACUAGCUUGCUAAGUUCAUGUCAUUACGUAGAAUAAGAGAUGUGUUAUGUGUGUUUAAUUUCUUGUAAUGUCACUGUGAUGUACGGAUCGGUUUCGACUAUAGCAGUAGUAAUGUGCUCUUCUCAUGUAAAGCAUCCGGUGUCAUUUGUGUUGUUAUUAUAUAUAAACUACGCUUUUCUUCCCCUUUUAA
This is a messenger RNA of Prunus persica (peach), 1695 nucleotides long. Its product is annotated as early nodulin-75. NCBI's taxonomy places the organism in Eukaryota, Viridiplantae, Streptophyta, Magnoliopsida, Rosales, Rosaceae. The transcript has a single exon. Bases 117 to 1454 code for a protein of 445 amino acids. The record is from RefSeq and is a predicted model, not a curated record.